AUGCUCUUCAACGCCCUCAUCCGCACGCACCACAUAACCUCCCGCAAAAAAGUCUCCGCCCUCAAACGGGCCGCCGACUCCCACAACUGCUUCGUACUCCUGCGCUCCGGCGGUUGUCCGGGGAUUAUGUACGUCGAGGCCAAGGACAAGGAAGCAGUUGAAUCCUGGGUCACGGUGGUGAAAAAGUUGCGGUACAAAGAUUUCCAAUUGGUUGCGCGGCCGGGGAGUCUGCAAGACGCGGCUGAGGAUCAUCAAUCGUCUGCGCCGAGCUCGCGACGGCCUGAUAAGGCUACCUUGGGAAUUAAGAACUCUCUCAAGGAUGAGCGCGAGUAUGUGGAUAAACCUGGGCUGCGAGAGGUUGAUUCGGUCAAAGAAUUUGGUGGUAUGAUGGAAGACCGGGGAAUCUGGGCUUGGUGGCGGAAGAGUAUGGGAUACGCCAGUUGA
Aspergillus campestris IBT 28561 is the source of this 444-nucleotide messenger RNA. RefSeq lists its product as uncharacterized. Bases 1 to 444 code for a protein of 147 amino acids. The record is from RefSeq and is a predicted model, not a curated record. Lineage: Eukaryota; Fungi; Ascomycota; Eurotiomycetes; Eurotiales; Aspergillaceae. The transcript has a single exon.